AUGAAGACCCCCGGAGACCGAGUCGGAAAAGAGCACUCUGUCAACCGCACGGGAAAGGAGAAGACACGCCACUCCAACAACCUUUCGGAGAGGUUCCGGACGGAUGAGAAUGGAAGAAAGCGAAGAGUCGAUAGUGGGAAUAUUAACGAGUGUCAAGAUCGAAAGGAAAACAAGUGCGGAAAGGAUGCAGAUUGUGUAAAUAUUCCAGGCGACUACCAUUGCAUACCUUAUCAUGAAAGGCAUAUUCGGGUCAUAUUCGUUUCUAUAGGUGGAGGGAUCAUAGGUGGUGUUGUACUCGUGAUCAUUGCUUUAUGGGUUGGACGCAUGUACAGAAGGUGGAAACUUGAGAAAACAAAACUCAGGUUCUACAAGAUGAACGGUGGCUUCUUGUUGGGGCAAUACAAAAAAGCAGCGUAUAAGCAUGAUGAAGAUCCACCAAUAAAAACUUUUAAGAUAGAAGUGUUGGAGGAAGCAACUAACAAUUUCAACCUGAGUAGAGUCCUUGAGCAUCUGCACAAAACUGGUAAGGAUCCACUGUCCUGGAUACGUCGUUUGAGGAUUGCUUCCGAAGUAGCUACAACCUUAGCCUUUUUGCAUUCUCAUGCUCCUAAACCCAUCAUUCAUAGAGAUGUCAAAUCAGCCAAUAUACUUUUAAAUGAAGAGGGUAGGGCGAAGGUUUCAUAUUUUGGGCUUUCAAAGUCAAUGGAAAUUGAUCAACCAUCACAUUUAACAAGUCGUAUUAGGGGCACAUAUGGCUACAUAGACCCUGAAUACAUCAACACUAAUCGCCUAAUUGAUAAAAGUGAUGUGUAUGCCUUUGGAGUUGUCCUCAUGGAACUACUAACAGGACAAAAGCCCAUAUCUUCGAGUAUUCUGAAGUACUUUUGGCAAGUCGAUUUACGAAAUCAUUGGAGCAAUAAGAUGGGUUACUUCAAAUUCUAG
Molecule: messenger RNA, 942 nt
Organism: Ipomoea nil (Japanese morning glory)
Lineage: Eukaryota; Viridiplantae; Streptophyta; Magnoliopsida; Solanales; Convolvulaceae
Product: wall-associated receptor kinase-like 8
Exons: 4
Coding region: 1-942 (313 amino acids)
Biological process (GO): protein phosphorylation; cell surface receptor signaling pathway
Cellular component (GO): plasma membrane
Molecular function (GO): protein serine/threonine kinase activity; calcium ion binding; ATP binding
Source: RefSeq, a predicted model, not a curated record